Molecule: messenger RNA, 907 nt
Organism: Effrenium voratum
Lineage: Eukaryota; Dinophyceae; Suessiales; Symbiodiniaceae
Source: the annotation of a GenBank genome assembly
CGACGACAGGGCCUCCAGACAAGGGCGCCAGACUACCGCGGAUGGUCCCCGAGUAUGCGACUUUGGAGUGGUGGCGGAAUCUGCCUCCUCAGCUGCAGCAGAAGGACCCCUACUACUGGAACAUGUAUUUCAACAAGAAGGGGAAGCCCAAGUUCCAGAAGAAGAAGCUUUACAUGCUCCCGAAGGCCGUGGACAUCCUCUACUCCUUCUACAAAGACCUCUCAUACCGCAACCCCACCAUACAGUUAAACAUGAACAUGAACUUGAACGCCAAUUAUCCCGACCAGCAGAUCAGGACCUUUGCCGUGCUGCCGCACGGACUCGGCGCGGAACGGAAGAUUGCCGUGUGGUGCUCCCCGGACGAGGAGAAAGAGGCAUUGGACAUGGGCGCCGACAUCGCCGGGAAGACUCUCUCUGAAGAGCUCACGAAGGAGAUCAUCAACUUUGACGUCCUGAUCACCAAGCCCGCGGGCAUGCCUGCGCUGGCCAAGCUCGGGAAACUCCUUGGCCCCAGGAAGCUCAUGCCCUCGCCCAAGACCGGCACGGUGGUGACCGAGUUCAAGGCGGCCAUCGAUCUCUACAAGGGUGGAGGCCAAAUCCAAUUGCGCAACAAUUCCUACAUGAAGGUGAAGACAGUGGUGGGGAGGCUCGAAAUGGGCAAAGAGAAGAUCACUGAGAACAUCCGAUCGCUGCUGCAGCAGAUGGCGGACAAAGCCCCAGAGGGCGCCAAGAAGAUCAAGGAUUUCUGGAGGGUCAUGUACAUCAAGGGCCACGACAGCCCCGCCGUGCGGAUUGAUCCAUCGGAGUGGCCGUCCCAUGGCUUUACGAAAACGACGCAGAAGAAUAUCGAAGGUCCUCUCGCGGUGGCCAUGGGCCUGGCCUGAGAAUUAGCCCACGCCCGCGCCAC